UUUUUUUUUCUUUUUCUUUCCGCACAGCACGCCUACAUGUCAAGAGACAGCUCCUAUAAGCUAAAGAACAAACAAGUAACGACUCUACAGAUGUGGUGGCAUCUUUGGAUUGUAUCAGAUGAAAUAAUUCACUUUUAAUAAAAGGCACCAGAAACCAGCAUGUGAUGAUGGCAAACACUUCUAGCGACAGCACUGUACCAGUUUUGAUUCUUUUCUUCAUCCUGGUCAUACUUCUUAUUGUCCUGUUUUACCUCUACAAGCGACUGAACCAUGAAACUAAGGAUCAAUAUACUAUCCAGCGCCUUGUCUUCAGUGAGGGAGGUCUUCGUGAUCGUGUGAUGCGAGGCAUUGCAGUGGUGGAGGCCAGGAUAGACAACAUGAGAUCUCAAGCCCACGAUGAAGAGCAAGCUUUAAGCAGUAAUGAAGAUGGCGGUGUAGACAAAGAAGAAGGAGAAGACAAUGCAGGGCAAGGCCACGGUGAAAAUGAGAAAACAGACGAGAAGGCAGAGGAAGAUCACAAUGAUUCAUCAGAUGAUUAUUCCAGCAUUGACCUAAAGGAGAGAGUAAAGCUGAAUAACAGCAAGGACGAGAAGAAAGAAAAAGAACAAGAGGAAGAAAAGGUGGCAAAAGAUGGAGCAAAUGGAGAUGGCUCUAAACCAGUCGAGGCUGAUGUGAAGAAUGAAGAAAGAGUUGGCUUACUUGUAGACUUGAAGACAUUUUCUGGCAGUGCCAUUUGGUCUGAGGAGAAAAAGGAAGAGAGUAAUGUAACAGCUUUGUGAAGUAUAGAAUCUUAAGCCUAAAUAUGAAGCUUGUGAAGAAAAAAGUGUAAAAUUGGUGAUGUAUGUCUGGAAAGAUGCACAUAGAGUGUUUUACAUUCCAUUGUGCUUACAAAUGUAAUGCAUCUUUAAUAACCAUUAGGUUUUUUUUAUUCAUAGAUUACAUUAUUAGAAUGUUUUAUGUAAAGGCUGGUGUUACUGUUUUUUGUUUUUUUGUUUUUUCAAAUAAACUGUACAUCUUCUAUAAAAAUAA
Messenger RNA from Tachysurus vachellii, 1029 nucleotides. RefSeq lists its product as uncharacterized. Gene Ontology annotation, cellular component: plasma membrane. Bases 165 to 779 code for a protein of 204 amino acids. The record is from RefSeq and is a predicted model, not a curated record. The transcript is spliced from 3 exons. Lineage: Eukaryota; Metazoa; Chordata; Actinopteri; Siluriformes; Bagridae.